Messenger RNA from Pseudophryne corroboree (corroboree frog), 1116 nucleotides. RefSeq names its product pancreatic triacylglycerol lipase-like. Gene Ontology annotation, biological process: lipid catabolic process. Gene Ontology annotation, molecular function: triacylglycerol lipase activity. Bases 1 to 1023 code for a protein of 340 amino acids. The transcript is spliced from 9 exons. The record is from RefSeq and is a predicted model, not a curated record. NCBI's taxonomy places the organism in Eukaryota, Metazoa, Chordata, Amphibia, Anura, Myobatrachidae.
AUGAUGGUGGGUGUGACGUGUUCCGCAGGCGCCGAGGUGUGUUACGGUAGACUCGGCUGCUUUUCUGAUGACAAACCCUGGGCAGGAACUACAGAACGCCCCAUCGCAAAUUUACCAUGGAGCCCAGAGGCAAUAAACACCCGUUUCCUGCUUUACACCAGGAAUAACCAGGACAGCUUCCAGGUGAUCAGCGUUACUACCCCUUCUACCAUCUCCUCAUCCAAUUUCCGUACCACCAGGAAAACCCGCUUCAUUAUCCAUGGCUUUACUGCAAGUGGAGAGAACACCUGGCUGUCCAACAUAUGCAGGAAACUGUUCCAGAUUGAAGACUCCAACUGCAUCAGUGUGGACUGGAGCGGAGGAUCCCGCACGGGGUACAUACAGGCGUCCAAUAACAUCCGCGUGGUGGGCGCAGAAGUGGCGUAUUUUGUAGACAUCCUCUCGAAAAACUUUGGCUAUUCUCCUGCCAAUGUUCACCUGAUCGGCCACAGCCUGGGGGCACACACUGCCGGGGAGGCUGGAAAGAGGAUGAAGGGCAUCGCUCGGAUCACAGGCCUGGACCCAGCAGAACCAUAUUUCCAGAACACAGCUGCAGAAGUCAGGCUGGAUCUAUCGGAUGCUGGUCUUGUUGAUGUGAUCCACACAGAUGCCGGACCUUUUAUUCCUAACCUGGGAUUUGGAAUGAGCCAGAUUAUUGGUCACUUGGAUUUCUUCCCAAACGGUGGAGUCAGCAUGCCAGGGUGUGCCCAGAACAAGGAAAAUCCCAAUGCCAAUGCUGAAAAUGUUUGGAGUGGAACAAUGGACUUUAUCACAUGUAACCACAACAUGGCCAUCACGUACUACACAGACAGCAUCGCCAACGCCAACACCUUUGCCAGCUACCCAUGCCGCAACUGGAAUACCUACCAGACGGGCGUCUGCGACUACUGUCCAAGUGAUGAAUGCGCCAAGAUGGGCCACUAUGCCGACACCUACCGCGGUAUCACCGGGUCCAGCCAAGUCUUCUACCUCACCACACCGUAACCAAUGAUACAGUAACAUUCCCAGAAGACGUUUACAGCCACCAACCAAUAGCUAAUACCAGCGAGGCAAUCUAUGAAGAAUAUAUCUGCUGCA